AUGUUGGACCCGUCGUCCAGCGAGGAGGAGUCGGAGGAGCUGGUGGAGGAGGAGAGCAGCAAGGAGGUGUUGGCCCCGGCCCCCGCCGGGGCUCGCCUCUCGCCCAGCCGCACCAGCGAGAGCUCCGGGCCGGGGGCCGGGCUGCAGCCCGGCGGCCGGGCCGGCGGCGGCGGGGCGGGCGGCGGCAGCGUCCGGCCUUCCAGCCCCAGCCCGUCGGUGGUGAGCGAGAAGGAGAAGGAAGAGCUCGAGCGGCUGCAGAAGGAGGAGGAGGAGAGGAAGCGGCGGCUGCAGCUCUAUGUCUUCGUGAUGCGCUGCAUCGCCUACCCCUUCAACGCCAAGCAGCCCACCGACAUGGCCCGCCGGCAGCAGAAGAUAAGCAAGCAGCAGCUCCAGAUAGUCAAGGAUCGAUUCCAAGCAUUUCUCAAUGGAGAAACGCAGAUUGUGGCUGAUGAAGCUUUUAUUAAUGCAGUCCAAAGUUAUUUCGAGGUGUUUCUGAAAAGUGAUCGUGUGGCCCGGAUGGUGCAGAGCGGGGGUUGCUCUGCAAAUGACUCUCGAGAAGUUUUCAAGAAGCACAUUGAGAAGAGGGUGCGCAGCCUGCCCGAGAUCGACGGCCUCAGCAAGGAAACGGUUCUCAGCUCUUGGAUGGCAAAAUUCGAUGCUAUUUACCGUGGCGAAGAGGAUCCGCGCAAACAGCAGGCCAGGAUGACUGCCAGUGCUGCCUCGGAGCUGAUCCUCAGCAAGGAACAGCUGUACGAAAUGUUCCAGAACAUCUUGGGAAUCAAGAAAUUUGAGCAUCAGCUGCUGUACAAUGCGUGUCAGCUGGAUAAUCCAGAUGAGCAAGCUGCGCAGAUCAGACGAGAGUUAGAUGGACGCCUUCAAAUGGCAGAUCAAAUUGCCAAGGAGCGUAAAUUUCCGAAAUUUGUAUCCAAAGAAAUGGAAAACAUGUUUAUCGAGGAGCUGAAGUCUUCUGUCAAUCUGCUGAUGGCAAACUUGGAAAGCAUGCCAGUGUCCAAAGGUGGCUCGGAGUUCAAGUUACAGAAGCUAAAACGCAGCCACAACACCUCAAUCAUUGACCUGGGAGAAGAAAAUGAAAACCAGCUUUCAAAGUCCGAUGUUGUGCUGUCUUUCUCCUUGGAGGUCGUCAUAAUGGAAGUGCAGGGUCUAAAAUCCUUAGCUCCAAACCGCAUCGUUUAUUGCACUAUGGAAGUAGAAGGUGGAGAGAAACUGCAGACUGACCAAGCAGAAGCUUCGAAACCAACCUGGGGCACUCAAGGUGACUUUACCACAACGCACGCACUUCCCGCAGUGAAGGUGAAGCUGUUUACAGAGAGCACCGGAGUGCUGGCUUUAGAGGACAAAGAACUUGGGCGGGUGGUUCUUCACCCUACUCCGAAUAGCCCAAAACAAUCAGAGUGGCACAAAAUGACUGUUUCCAAAAACUGCUCAGAUCAAGAUCUAAAGAUCAAACUUGCAGUCCGAAUGGAUAAACCUCAAAACAUGAAGCAUUCUGGAUACUUAUGGGCCAUUGGUAAAAACGUUUGGAAGAGAUGGAAGAAAAGGUUCUUUGUGCUGGUCCAGGUUAGUCAAUAUACGUUUGCUAUGUGCAGUUACCGGGAGAAAAAAGCUGAGCCUCAAGAACUACUGCAACUUGACGGAUACACAGUGGACUACACUGACCCCCAGCCAGGUUUGGAGGGUGGCAGAACAUUUUUCAAUGCAGUGAAAGAAGGAGACACAGUGAUUUUCGCAAGCGAUGAUGAACAGGACCGUAUCCUGUGGGUUCAAGCCAUGUACCGGGCCACCGGCCAGUCCCACAAACCUGUGCCACCGACCCAAGUUCAAAAGCUUAAUGCUAAGGGAGGAAAUGUUCCCCAGCUAGAUGCCCCAAUCUCUCAAUUUUAUGCAGAUAGAGCUCAAAAGCAUGGCAUGGAUGAAUUUAUCUCUUCCAACCCCUGUAACUUUGACCACGCUUCACUCUUUGAGAUGGUUCAGCGCCUCACUUUGGACCACAGACUUAAUGAUUCGUAUUCUUGUCUGGGCUGGUUCAGUCCUGGCCAGGUAUUUGUGCUAGAUGAGUAUUGUGCACGUAAUGGAGUCAGAGGCUGUCACAGACAUCUCUGCUACCUCAAAGAUUUACUAGAACGAGCAGAAAACGGAGCUAUGAUUGACCCCACCUUGCUUCACUACAGCUUUGCCUUUUGUGCAUCACAUGUUCAUGGCAACAGGCCUGAUGGAAUAGGAACUGUAACUGUAGAAGAGAAAGAACGUUUUGAAGAAAUCAAGGAGCGGCUUCGCUUGCUUCUGGAGAAUCAGAUCACCCAUUUUAGGUAUUGCUUUCCAUUUGGCCGACCUGAAGGUGCGCUGAAAGCUACUCUAUCCCUACUGGAAAGGGUUCUGAUGAAAGACAUAGUUACUCCUGUCCCUCAAGAGGAGGUAAAAACAGUCAUCCGUAAAUGCUUGGAGCAAGCUGCUUUAGUCAACUAUACUAGACUAUCAGAGUAUGCCAAAAUUGAAGAGAAUCAAAAGGAUGCAGAAAAUGUAGGCCGGUUAGUCACUCCUGCCAAAAAGCUAGAAGAUACAAUACGUCUGGCAGAACUGGUAAUUGAAGUUCUACAGCAGAAUGAAGAACACCAUGCAGAGCCUCAUCCAAACAAAAAUGAAGCCUUUGCGUGGUGGUCAGACUUAAUGGUUGAACAUGCAGAAACCUUCCUGUCAUUGUUUGCGGUGGAUAUGGAUGCUGCAUUAGAGGUGCAACCCCCAGACACGUGGGACAGCUUUCCACUAUUUCAGCUGCUAAAUGAUUUCCUCCGUGCUGACUAUAAUUUGUGCAAUGGAAAAUUCCACAAACACCUUCAAGACCUGUUUGCUCCACUUGUUGUUAGAUAUGUCGAUCUGAUGGAGUCCUCAAUUGCACAAUCAAUUCACAGGGGCUUUGAGCGGGAAUCAUGGGAGCCAGUAAAGAGUUUAACAAGUAAUCUGCCCAAUGUGAAUCUACCAAAUGUGAAUCUCCCUAAAGUACCAAAUCUACCAGUUAACAUCCCACUAGGCAUCCCACAAAUGCCUAGCUUUUCUGCACCGUCAUGGAUGGCUGCUAUAUAUGAUUCUGACAAUGGAUCAGGAACCUCUGAAGAUCUGUUUUGGAAACUUGAUGCCCUGCAGACCUUCAUUCGGGAUUUACAUUGGCCUGAGGAAGAAUUUGGAAAGCACCUAGAACAGCGUCUAAAACUUAUGGCAAGUGACAUGAUCGAGUCUUGUGUUAAGAGAACCAGGAUUGCAUUUGAAGUAAAGCUGCAAAAAACCAGUCGAUCAACAGAUUUCCGAGUCCCCCAGUCAAUAUGCACCAUGUUUAAUGUUAUGGUUGACGCCAAAGCUCAAUCAACAAAACUUUGCAGUAUGGAAAUGGGCCAAGAGCACCAGUACCAUUCAAAAAUAGAUGAACUAAUUGAAGAAACCGUCAAAGAAAUGAUAACACUCUUAGUGGCAAAGUUUGUCACCAUUCUGGAAGGAGUCCUGGCCAAACUGUCCAGAUACGAUGAAGGGACAUUGUUUUCUUCUUUUUUGUCAUUUACUGUGAAGGCGGCUUCCAAAUACGUCGAUGUACCUAAGCCGGGGAUGGAUGUUGCUGAUGCCUAUGUGACAUUUGUUCGCCACUCUCAGGAUGUCUUGCGUGAUAAGGUCAAUGAGGAGAUGUAUAUAGAAAGGUUAUUUGAUCAAUGGUACACCAGCUCAAUGAAUGUCAUUUGCACCUGGUUGACAGACCGCAUGGACCUGCAGCUUCACAUUUACCAACUGAAAACUCUUAUUAGGAUGGUAAAGAAAACCUAUAGAGAUUUCCGAUUGCAAGGAGUGCUGGACUCCACCCUAAACAGCAAAACCUAUGACACCGUGCGAAACCGGCUGACUGUAGAAGAAGCCACAGCGUCAGUUAGUGAAGGCGGAGGUCUUCAGGGAAUCACAAUGAAGGACAGUGAUGAAGAAGAUGAAGAAGAUGAUUAG
Emys orbicularis (European pond turtle) is the source of this 3996-nucleotide messenger RNA. RefSeq names its product calcium dependent secretion activator (gene CADPS). Gene Ontology annotation, cellular component: glutamatergic synapse. Gene Ontology annotation, biological process: dense core granule exocytosis; synaptic vesicle exocytosis; positive regulation of exocytosis. The record is from RefSeq and is a predicted model, not a curated record. Bases 1 to 3996 code for a protein of 1331 amino acids. The transcript is spliced from 31 exons. NCBI's taxonomy places the organism in Eukaryota, Metazoa, Chordata, Testudines, Emydidae.